UGGAAAGUGACAGGGAGCAAGCACUAAUUGUGGCUAAGGCGACUGGGUCGAGGACCACAGAGUGGGGAAAAGGGAGAGUACAGGAGGAGGAGGAGGCAGAGCCCCGCGGAGCCAGACCGGACCCCCGGCCGGGAAGGUAGCGGCGCGGGGCAGCGGGGGCAGCUUGGCCCACAUCUGGCCCCUUGGCAGCCUCAGGCGUUGGCUCCUCGGGGCUCCCUCCCUCGCCGGCGCAUUGUUCCUUUGCCGGGAGACGAGGAAAUUGCCUUUUGAUUGCGGAAGUCAGCGGACGGGGCUGGGGCGAGGCAGCGCGGGUCAGAAUGGCAGCGUGGGAAGGGCGGCGCGCUGCCUGUCCCCGCCGCCUCUCGCAUCUGCAGCCCGCCCGGGGCGGCAGGAGCAGCAGCAGCAGCAGCAGCGGUGGCCGCAGUGGCCCCUACGCGUCGCCAGCCCCGAGGGAAGCGCGCUGCGCCCGCGGGGCGCGCUGAGCGCGCGCAACAGGUGACCCCCUGCCCCGGCCCUCGGGCCGUCCCACGUCCAGCCCCCUCGGUUUCGUCUGGAUCUUAACUACUGAGCGCAAUGCUGAGCCAUGGAGCCGGAUUGGCCUUGUGGAUCACACUGAGCCUCCUGCAGACUGGACUGGCGGAGCCAGAGAGAUGUAACUUCACCCUGGCGGAGUCCAAGGCCUCCAGCCAUUCCGUGUCUAUCCAGUGGAGAAUUUUGGGCUCACCCUGUAACUUUAGCCUCAUCUAUAGCAGUGACACCCUGGGGGCCGCGUUGUGCCCUCCCUUUCGGAUAGACAACACCACAUACGGAUGUAACCUUCAAGAUUUACAAGCAGGAACCAUCUAUAACUUCAAGAUUAUUUCUCUGGAUGAAGAGAGAACUGUGGUCUUGCAAACAGAUCCUUUGCCUCCUGCUAGGUUUGGAGUCAGUAAAGAGAAGACGACUUCAACCAGCUUGCAUGUUUGGUGGACUCCUUCUUCCGGAAAAGUCACCUCGUAUGAGGUGCAAUUAUUUGAUGAAAAUAACCAAAAGAUACAGGGGGUUCAAAUUCAAGAAAGUACUUCAUGGAAUGAAUACACUUUUUUCAAUCUCACUGCUGGUAGUAAAUACAAUAUUACCAUCACAGCUGUUUCUGGAGGAAAACAUUCUUCUUCAGUUUAUACCAACGGAUCAACAGUGCCAUCUCCUGUGAAAGAUAUUGGUAUUUCCACAAAAGCCAAUUCUCUCCUGAUUUCCUGGUCCCAUGGUUCUGGGAAUGUGGAACAAUACCGGCUGAUGCUAAUGGAUAAAGGGAUCCUAGUUCAUGGCGGUGUUGUGGACAAACAUGCUACUUCCUAUGCUUUUCACGGGCUGACCCCUGGCUACCUCUACAACCUCACUGUUGUGACUGAGGCCGCAGGGCUGCAAAACUACAGGUGGAAACUAGUCAGGACAGCCCCCAUGGAAGUCUCAAAUCUGAAGGUGACAAAUGAUGGCAGUUUGACCUCUCUAAAAGUCAAGUGGCAAAGACCUCCUGGAAAUGUGGAUUCUUACAAUAUCACCCUCUCUCACAAAGGGACCAUCAAGGAAUCCAGAGUAUUAGCACCUCGGGUUACUGAAACUCACUUUAAAGAGUUAGCCCCCGGACGACUUUAUCAAGUUACUGUCAGCUGUGUCUCCGGUGAGCUGUCUGCUCAGAAGAUGGCAGUGGGCAGAACAUUUCCAGACAAAGUUGCAAACCUGGAGGCAAACAAUAAUGGCAGGAUGAGGUCUCUUGUAGUGAGCUGGUCGCCCCCUGCUGGAGACUGGGAGCAGUAUCGGAUCCUACUCUUCAAUGAUUCUGUGGUGCUGCUCAACAUCACUGUGGGAAAGGAAGAAACACAGUAUGUCUUGGAUGACACGGGUCUCGUACCGGGAAGACAGUAUGAGGUGGAAGUCAUUGUUGAGAGUGGAAAUUUGAAGAAUUCUGAGCGUUGCCAAGGCAGGACAGUCCCCCUGGCUGUCCUCCAGCUUCGUGUCAAACAUGCCAAUGAAACCUCACUGAGCAUCAUGUGGCAGGCCCCUGCAGCAGAAUGGGAGAAAUACAUCAUUUCCCUAGCUGACAGAGACCUCUUACUGAUCCACAAGUCACUCUCCAAAGAUGCCAAAGAAUUCACUUUUACUGACCUGGUACCUGGACGAAAAUACAUGGCUACAGUCACCAGUAUUAGUGGAGACUUAAAAAAUUCCUCUUCAGUAAAAGGAAGAACAGUGCCUGCCCAAGUGACUGACUUGCAUGUGGCCAACCAAGGAAUGACCAGUAGUCUGUUUACUAACUGGACCCAGGCACAAGGAGAUGUAGAAUUUUACCAAGUCUUACUGAUCCAUGAAAAUGUGGUCAUUAAAAAUGAAAGCAUCUCCAGUGAGACCAGCAGAUACAGCUUCCACUCUCUCAAGUCCGGCAGCCUGUACUCCGUGGUGGUAACAACAGUGAGUGGAGGGAUCUCUUCCCGACAAGUGGUGGUGGAGGGAAGAACAGUCCCUUCCAGUGUGAGUGGAGUAACGGUGAACAAUUCCGGCCGUAAUAACUACCUCAGCGUUUCCUGGCUGCCGGCGCCCGGAGAUGUGGAUAACUAUGAGGUGACAUUGUCUCAUGAUGGCAAGGUGGUUCAGUCCCUUGUCAUUGCCAAGUCUGUCAGAGAAUGUUCCUUCAGCUCCCUCACCCCAGGCCGCCUCUACACCGUGACCAUAACUACAAGGAGUGGCAAGUAUGAAAAUCACUCCUUCAGUCAAGAGCGGACAGUGCCUGACAAAGUCCAGGGAGUCAGUGUUAGCAACUCAGCCAGGAGUGACUAUUUAAGGGUAUCCUGGGUGCAUGCCACUGGAGACUUUGAUUACUAUGAAGUCACCAUUAAAAACAAAAACAACUUCAUUCAAUCCAAAAGCAUUCCCAAGUUGGAAAACGAAUGUGUAUUUGUUCAGCUAGUCCCUGGACGGUUGUACAGUGUCACUGUUACUACAAAAAGUGGACAAUAUGAAGCCAGUGAACAAGGGAAUGGGAGAACAAUUCCAGAGCCUGUUAAGGAUCUAACAUUGCGGAACAGGAGCACUGAGGACUUGCAUGUGACUUGGUCAGGAGCUAAUGGGGAUGUCGACCAGUAUGAGAUCCAGCUGCUCUUCAAUGACAUGAAAGUAUUUCCUCCCUUUCACCUUGUAAAUACCGCAACCGAGUAUCGAUUUACUUCCCUAACACCAGGCCGCCAAUACAAAAUUCUUGUCUUGACAAUUAGUGGGGAUGUACAGCAGUCAGCCUUCAUUGAGGGCUUCACAGUUCCUAGUGCUGUCAAAAAUAUUCACAUUUCUCCCAAUGGAGCAACAGAUAGCCUGACGGUGAACUGGACUCCUGGUGGGGGAGACGUUGAUUCCUACACGGUGUCGGCAUUCAGGCACAGUCAAAAGGUUGACUCUCAGACUAUUCCCAAGCACGUCUUCGAGCACACGUUCCACAGACUGGAGGCCGGGGAGCAGUACCAGAUCACGAUUGCCUCAGUCAGCGGGUCCCUGAAGAAUCAGAUAAAUGUGGUUGGGCAGACAGUUCCAGCAUCUGUCCAAGGAGUAAUUGCAGACAAUGCCUACAGCAGUCAUUCCUUAAUAGUAAGUUGGCAAAAAGCUGCUGGUGUGGCAGAAAGAUAUGACAUCCUGCUUGUAACUGAAAAUGGAAUCCUUCUGCGCAACACAUCAGAGCCAGCCACCACUAAGCAACACAAAUUUGAAGAUCUAACACCAGGCAAGAAAUACAAGAUACAGAUCCUAACUGUCAGUGGAGGCCUCUUUAGCAAGGAAGCCCAGACUGAAGGCCGAACAGUCCCAGCAGCUGUCACCGACCUGCGGAUCACAGAGAACUCCACCAGGCACCUGUCCUUCCGCUGGACCGCCUCAGAGGGGGAGCUCAGCUGGUACAACAUCUUUUUGUACAACCCAGAUGGGAAUCUCCAGGAGAGAGCUCAAGUUGACCCACAAGUCCAGAGCUUCUCUUUCCAGAACUUGCUACAAGGCAGAAUGUACAAGAUGGUGAUUGUAACUCACAGUGGGGAGCUGUCUAAUGAGUCUUUCAUAUUUGGUAGAACAGUCCCAGCCUCUGUGAGUCACCUCAGGGGGUCCAAUCGGAACAUGACAGACAGCCUUUGGUUCAGCUGGAGUCCAGCCUCUGGGGACUUUGACUUUUAUGAGCUGAUUCUCUAUAAUCCCAAUGGCACAAAGAAGGAAAACUGGAAAGACAAGGACCUGACCGAGUGGCGGUUUCACGGCCUUGUUCCUGGAAGGAAGUACACGCUGUGGGUGGUAACUCACAGUGGAGAUCUCAGCAAUAAAGUCACAGCGGAGAGCAGAACAGCUCCAAGUCCUCCCAGUCUUAUGUCAUUUGCUGACAUUGCCAACACAUCCUUGGCCAUCACGUGGAAAGGGCCCCCAGACUGGACGGACUACAACGACUUUGAGCUGCAGUGGUUGCCCAGAGAUGCACUUACUGUCUUCAACCCCUACAACAACAGAAAAUCAGAAGGACGCAUUAUGUAUGGUCUUCGUCCAGGGAGAGCCUAUCAAUUCAGUGUCAAGACUGUCAGUGGUGAUUCCUGGAAAACUUACAGCAAACCAAUUUUUGGAUCUGUGAGGACAAAGCCUGACAAGAUACAAAACCUGCAUUGCCGGCCUCAGAACUCCACAGCCAUUGCCUGUUCUUGGAUCCCUCCUGAUUCUGACUUUGAUGGUUAUAGUAUUGAAUGCCGGAAAAUGGACACCCAAGAAGUUGAGUUUUCCAGAAAGCUGGAGAAAGAAAAAUCUCUGCUCAACAUCAUGAUGCUAGUGCCCCAUAAGAGGUACCUGGUGUCCAUCAAAGUGCAGUCGGCCAGCAUGGCCAGCGAGGUGGUUGAAGACAGCACUAUCACAAUGAUAGACCGCCCCCCUCCUCCACCCCCCCACAUUCGUGUGAAUGAAAAGGAUGUGCUAAUUAGCAAAUCUUCCAUCAACUUUACUGUCAACUGCAGCUGGUUCAGCGACACCAAUGGAGCUGUGAAAUACUUCACAGUGGUGGUGAGAGAGGCUGAUGGCAGUGAUGAGCUGAAGCCAGAACAGCAGCACCCUCUCCCUUCCUACCUGGAAUACAGGCACAACGCCUCCAUUCGGGUGUAUCAGACUAAUUAUUUUGCCAGCAAAUGUGCCGAAAAUCCUAACAGCAACUCCAAGAGUUUUAACAUUAAGCUUGGAGCAGAGAUGGAGAGCCUAGGUGGAAAAUGCGAUCCCACUCAGCAAAAAUUCUGUGAUGGACCACUGAAGCCACACACUGCCUACAGAAUCAGCAUUCGAGCUUUUACACAGCUCUUUGAUGAGGACCUGAAGGAAUUCACAAAGCCACUCUAUUCAGACACAUUUUUUUCUUUACCCAUCACUACUGAAUCAGAGCCCUUGUUUGGAGCUAUUGAAGGUGUGAGUGCUGGUCUGUUUUUAAUUGGCAUGCUAGUGGCUGUUGUUGCCUUAUUGAUCUGCAGACAGAAAGUGAGCCAUGGUCGAGAAAGACCCUCUGCCCGUCUGAGCAUUCGUAGGGAUCGACCAUUAUCUGUCCACUUAAACCUGGGCCAGAAAAGUAACCGGAAAACUUCUUGUCCAAUAAAAAUAAAUCAGUUUGAAGGGCAUUUCAUGAAGCUACAGGCUGACUCCAACUACCUUCUAUCCAAGGAAUACGAGGAGUUAAAAGACGUGGGCCGAAACCAGUCAUGUGACAUUGCACUCUUGCCGGAGAAUAGAGGGAAGAAUCGAUACAACAAUAUAUUGCCCUAUGAUGCCACGCGAGUGAAGCUCUCCAAUGUAGAUGAUGAUCCUUGCUCUGACUACAUCAAUGCCAGCUACAUCCCUGGCAACAACUUCAGAAGAGAAUACAUUGUCACUCAGGGACCGCUUCCUGGCACCAAGGAUGACUUCUGGAAAAUGGUGUGGGAACAAAACGUUCACAACAUCGUCAUGGUGACCCAGUGUGUUGAGAAGGGCCGAGUAAAGUGUGACCAUUACUGGCCAGCGGACCAGGAUUCCCUCUACUAUGGGGACCUCAUCCUGCAGAUGCUCUCAGAGUCCGUCCUGCCUGAGUGGACCAUCCGGGAGUUUAAGAUAUGCAGUGAGGAACAGCUUGAUGCACACAGACUCAUCCGCCACUUUCACUAUACGGUGUGGCCAGACCAUGGAGUCCCGGAAACCACCCAGUCUCUGAUCCAGUUUGUGAGAACUGUCAGGGACUACAUCAACAGAAGCCCGGGUGCUGGGCCCACUGUGGUGCACUGCAGUGCUGGUGUGGGUAGGACUGGAACCUUUAUUGCAUUGGACCGAAUCCUCCAGCAGUUAGACUCCAAAGACUCUGUGGACAUUUAUGGAGCAGUGCAUGACCUAAGACUUCACAGGGUUCACAUGGUCCAGACUGAGUGUCAAUAUGUCUACCUACAUCAGUGUGUAAGAGAUGUCCUCAGAGCAAGAAAGCUACGGAGUGAACAAGAAAACCCCUUGUUUCCAAUCUAUGAAAAUGUGAAUCCAGAGUAUCACAGAGGUAGGCACUUACUUCACUCACUUCCCCAAGUUCGUUCAUCAAGAUAUGGUCAAUCUGGCCAGGCAUAGAGGCUUACACCUGUACUCCCAGCACUUUGGGAGGCUGAGGCAGGAGGAUCACUUGAGCCUAAGAGUUUGAAACCAGCCUGGGCAACAUAGGGAGAUCCCAUCUCUACAAAAAACUAAAAAAAAAAAAAAUAGCCAGACAUCAUGGCGCAUGCCCGUAGCCCCAAUUACUUGGGAGGCUGAGGGGGAGGAUCGCUUGAGCUCGGGAGGUCAAGGCUACAGUGAGCUGAGAUCGUACCACUGCACUCCAGCCUGGGUGACAAAGCAAGAUCCUGUCUCAAAGAAAAAAGAAAGAAAAGAAAAAGAUUCUAGCUGAGUGCAGUGGCUCAUGCCUGUAAUACCAGCACUUUGGGAGGCCAAGGCGGGCAGAUCACUUCGAGAACAGCCUGGCCAACAUGAUGAAACCCCAUCUCUACUAAAAAUACAAAAGAGCCAGGCAUGGUGGCUCACGCCUGUAAUCCCAGCUACUCAGGAGGCUGAGGCAGAACUGCUUGAACUUGGGAGGUAGAAGUUGCAGUGGGCCGAGAUCCCACCACUGCACUCCAGACUGGGCAACAAGAGUGAGACUCUGUCUCAAAAAAAAAGAAAAGAAAAGAGGAGAGGAGAGGGGAGGGGAGAAGAAAAGAGAAAAAAGAAAAAAGAAAAAGAUUCUGGAAACCAUUAAUAACCUAAAGCUCUUCCAAUGUACAUCACCUAUUUCUUCUCCUACCCAUAAAGAGUGGCAAUGGGGAAGCGAGGGAGGGUGGGGAGGGGGUUCCUGCAGCUGAGCAGCAGUUUCACAAGGUAUCUCUUCCAGCCUAGCUGAGGAUGCCUGCUAUGAAGGACUGCUUAACCUUUCUUUUCCAAGCAAUAAAAGCUUCACUACUGGGGUGGAUGCUUUGAAAUCACAACUAGUUCAAAUUGUAAAAUCCCUUUGGAAAAGAAUUUGGCAAUCAAGGUAUCACGGUCCUUCAUAUGUUCUUAUCUUGUGACCUUGUAUUUCUCCUACCACACUAUAUCCAAAAAAAAAAAAAAAUUAUGCAUGAAGCUUUUCGUAGCUAAAAGUUUGACAAGCCUGGGCAGCAAAGUGAGACCCUUUCUCUACAAUAAAUUUAAAAAUUAACCAGGCAUGGUGUGCACCUGUAGUCCCAGCUACUUGGGAGGCUGAGGCAGGAGAAUCACUUGAGCCCAGGAGUUGAAAGCUGCAGUGAGCUGUAAUUGUGUCACUGCACUCCACCUGGGUGAUAGAGCAAGACUGUAUCUCAAAAAACAAACAGGUUGGGCAUAGUGGCUCACGCCUGUAAUCCCAGCACUUUGGGAGGCCAAGGUGGGUGAUCAGCUGAGGUCAGGAGCUCAAGACCAACCUGGCCAACAUGGCAAAACUCAUCUCUACUAAAAAUACAAAAAUUAGCCGGGCAUGGUGAUGUGUGCCUGUAGUUCCAGCUACUUGGGUGGCUGAGGCAGGAGAAUUGCUUGAACCCGAGAGGCGAAGGUUGCAGUGAGCCAGCAUCAUGCCACUGCACUCCAGCCUGGGCCACAAAGCAAGACUCCAUCUCAAAAAAAAAAAAAAAGAAAAAAACAAACAAACAAAAGAAUGCUAUUUUUGAGGAUGUUAUAAUAUCAUGGGUAUUUAUCAUAAAGAAAGAAAAGCAGGAUGUAAAACAAAAACAACACAUAAGGAAAAAGGCUGGAGAAAAUAUAAAUUUCCCUGAACAUUAGAAAAAUAUAUUAUUUUUCCUUCUAUUUUUUGUAUCUUAUAAAUAUUCUAGAAUAAGCACAUAAUACUUUUCAAAUGGGAAAUUCAAUAGAAAAAAAACACAAACCUUUCAAGGCACAGUUCUGGUCAAGCAAUAAUUAAAUGACGAGAAGGGUCCUCAUGCCUCGUCUUACUCUGGGCCAUCAUGAAGACCUAAGUUAUCACAUAGGCAAAUUGCAAAUGUAAAGGAGGACUGUAUUAGUUAUCUAUUACUGCCUAACAAAUUACCCCAACAUUUAGCAGUUUAAAUCAGCAUUUAUUAUCUCACUGGUGGUUCUGGCCCAGAGUCUUUCAGGAGGUUGCAGUCAAGACUUAGACUGGGGC
Symphalangus syndactylus (siamang) is the source of this 8668-nucleotide messenger RNA. It is a transcript of the gene PTPRB, whose product is annotated as protein tyrosine phosphatase receptor type B. Gene Ontology annotation, molecular function: cadherin binding; protein tyrosine phosphatase activity. Gene Ontology annotation, cellular component: signaling receptor complex. NCBI's taxonomy places the organism in Eukaryota, Metazoa, Chordata, Mammalia, Primates, Hylobatidae. Gene Ontology annotation, biological process: angiogenesis; peptidyl-tyrosine dephosphorylation involved in inactivation of protein kinase activity. The record is from RefSeq and is a predicted model, not a curated record.